Messenger RNA from Hemicordylus capensis (graceful crag lizard), 1265 nucleotides. RefSeq names its product COMM domain containing 6 (gene COMMD6). Bases 97 to 717 code for a protein of 206 amino acids. Lineage: Eukaryota; Metazoa; Chordata; Lepidosauria; Squamata; Cordylidae. The record is from RefSeq and is a predicted model, not a curated record. The transcript is spliced from 7 exons. Gene Ontology annotation, molecular function: NF-kappaB binding.
AAAAUAACCAAUCAGGGUUCGUCUUGUCGCUUGGUAGCUAUACAUCUCUGUGAGGAAGCGCAGUUGGGGGCGGGCUGUGUGUGUGUUAUUUCGUCAAUGGCUGCAGGAGCCGCCGGGAUGGUGCUUGGGAAGCCGCUAGAGCGUUGGGAUUUUGGAAACACAGCGGAUCUAAUCAAAGGAAUACCACAGGAUUUGUUUGCAGAGCUUUGUGAACAAAUUAUCCAGUACCUUCAGGGCCAGAACCCAGGCGUAGAUACAUUGGCACUAUGUCGGAGACUUCAAGCAGCUGGGAUUGACAUGGUUGCUAGUGACCUGACAAAAGUAGUUAAUGUGGUUUCCUUUGUUUUCCGUAUAGCAGCAAAAAAUAAAUUCUCAUCGGAAGAACUCUCUAAUCGGCUGGGCAAUGCAGUGGGUACUCUGCCAAAACAAGCUGUACAGGUUAUUCGGCAUGUGUGGAAUGAACAGGGAAAAUCGAUCACAGAAGAAGCUAAAAAUGUUGUAGCAGCUGGACAGCUUAUUGAUUUUCAGUGGAAGCUGGGGAUGGCAGUCAGCUCUGACAGUUGUAAAUCUUUGAAAUCUCCUUACGUUACAAUUGCAGUAAAAGUGGCAGAUGCAUCGGGGCACAUCACAAGCAAAACGUUUGAAAUGACAGUCGCACAAUUUCAGAACUUCUACAGUAAUUUCAAGGAAAUGGCGGCUGUUCUUGAGACAGUCUAAAGAUCACCUGGAUAGUUAGUUUGAGCCAAGUGAGCUCUCGCACGUGGAGCUUCUGAAACUGAAUUCUUUUGUUCAGCAAGGUAUGCAAGUCUAUCAGCCACAUCAGCUUCCCACAUUAAAUCACUUUGCUCAUGUACUAGACCGUUUCCUGUUUGAAAGAACUUCUAAACAGUAGCAACUUCUAUGGUGGUAGGGGGGAUCUUCCCCUUAAUGGACUGAAAUUGAAUAUAUACAUAGAAGGAUUUGCUACGUAGCAGUAGAAGAAUUAAAAAUAACUCCCACCAAACAGAAGAAUCCAGAGAGGAAGACCACACAGGAGAAACUGACUGAGGAAAUUAUUAGGACAUAACCAUCUUAUGUCUUAGGGUAAAAUAAUAGCACUGUCUCUAUAUAUGGAACUAAUUAAACUAACAGUGCAGAAUGUAUAUAGUUAUGUAUGAGUGGCAUAUUGUUACCCAUGAAAAAUACAUAUUUUGGAAGCCCAAACUUCAUUGUCUUCUAUUUUUAAAAACCACUUAAUCUAAUUAAUAAAAUGAUAGGAAACCUGA